This is a messenger RNA of Orycteropus afer afer, 3288 nucleotides long. The record is from RefSeq and is a predicted model, not a curated record. Lineage: Eukaryota; Metazoa; Chordata; Mammalia; Tubulidentata; Orycteropodidae.
AUGGGCAAUGCUGUUGAAAAACAGAAGCCUGGGAAACGAAGCCAUCUGUGCCCCUGGAAGCAAGACUCUCAGCGUUCUCAUCUCUCCUCCUUCACCAUGAAGCUGAUGGACAAAUUCCACUCACCCAAAAUCAAGAGAACACCAUCAAAGAAGGGAAAACCAGCUGAGGGGUCUGUGAAGAUUCCAGAGAAGCCUGUGAACAAAGAGGCAACAGACAGAUUUCUACCAGAGAGCUACCCUAUCCCCUUGGAUCUGGAGCAGCAGGCAGUAGAAUUUAUGUCCACCAGUGCUGUGGCUUCCAGGUCUCAAAGGCAGAAGAACCUGAGCUGGCUGGAAGAGAAAGAGAAGGAAGUUGUCAGUGCCUUGCGCUACUUUAAGACCAUUGUGGACAAAAUGGCAAUUGAUAAGAAGGUACUGGAGAUGCUUCCAGGGUCAGCCAGCAAAGUGCUGGAGGCCAUCCUACCCCUGGUACAGAGCGAUCCUCGAAUUCAACACAGCUCAGCCCUCUCCUCCUGCUACAGCCGAGUGUACCAAAGUCUCGCCAACCUCAUUCGUUGGUCUGACCAAGUGAUGCUAGAAGGUGUGAACUCAGAAGAUAAGGAGAUGGUGACAACUGUGAAGGGGGUCAUCAAAGCUGUGCUGGACGGAGUGAAGGAGCUGGUUAGACUUACCAUUGAGAAGCAGGGACAUCCAUCACCAACAAGCCCAGUGAAGCCCAGUUCCCCAGCCUGCAAGCCGGACGGCCAGCCUGAGCUCCCCCUGACAGAUCGAGAGAUGGAGAUUCUAAACAAGACAACUGGGAUGUCUCAGUCAACUGAGCUGCUCCCAGAUUCCACGGAUGAAGAGGUUGCACCUCCCAAGCCCCCUUUACCUGGCAUCCGAGUGGUUGAUAAUAGCCCUCCACCGGCAUUGCCACCCAAGAAGAGACAGUCAGCCCCAUCCCCUACCCGAGUGGCUGUGGUGGCCCCCAUGAGUCGAGCUACCAGUGGCUCCAGUUUGCCUGUUGGAAUUAAUAGGCAGGAUUUUGACGUUGACUGUUACGCACAGAGACGACUCUCAGGAGGCAGCCACUCAUACGGCGGAGAGUCCCCUCGCCUUUCCCCCUGCAGCAGCAUAGGCAAGCUCAGCAAAUCGGAUGAGCAGCUGUCCUCUCUGGACAGGGACAGUGGGCAGUGCUCCCGGAACACAAGCUGUGAAACACUAGAUCACUAUGAUCCCGACUAUGAAUUCCUCCAGCAAGACCUCUCCAACGCAGACCAGAUACCUCAGCAAGUGGCCUGUAACCUUAGCCCAUUGCCGGAGUCUUUGGGGGAGUCUGGGUCUCCAUUUCUUAGCCAUCCUUUCCAGCUGCCUCUUGGCAGCUGUCCCCAGCCAGAGGGACACUUGGCCCUGGGGCAGCAGACAGACAUGCCACCUGCUCUCCCAGAGAAGAAGCGCAGGAGUGCAGCCUCCCAGACCAUGGACAGCUCUGGCUGUAGGGUGUCCUACGAGCGGCACCCUUCCCAGUAUGACAACAUCUCCGAGGAUGACCUGCAGAACCCAGCCUCAGGCCAGUCCAUCCCCUUCACGCCCUUUGCUGCUGUUCUCCCCUUUCAGCAAGGAGGUUCCUCAGCUCCUGUCGAGUUUGUGGGUGACUUCACUGUUCCUGAUUCAACGGGUGACCCAGAAAAACCACCUCCUCUACCAGAGAAGAAAAACAAACACAUGCUGGCCUACAUGCAGCUGCUCGAGGACUACUCGGAGCCUCAGCCCUCCAUGUUCUACCAGACACCGCAGAACGAGCACAUCUACCAGCAGAAGAACAAGCACCUCAUGGAGGUGUACGGCUUCAACGACUCCUUCAGCAGCGGAGACUCGGCCCAGGAGCUGGCCCCACCUCCUGCCCUCCCCCCCAAGCAGCGGCAGCUGGAGUCACCAGCUGUGAAAGAUGGACAUCCCAAAGAUUCCUCUUCCAUUGGCAAUACACCUGGGAAGGAAAACAGAGAAGGCGGUGAAAGGACGUCAAAGUCACCAGAUGCUCUGGAGGCAGCUCAGUCAGAGGAGGAGGUGGACGAGUUGUCCCUGAUUGACCACAAUGAAAUUAUGUCAAGGUUGACACUCAAGCAAGAGGGUGACGAUGGACCAGAUGUCCGUGGAGGGUCUGGGGAUAUCUUACUGGUCCAUGCUACUGAGACAGACAGGAAAGACUUGGUGUUGUACUGUGAAGCCUUCCUGACAACCUACCGGACCUUCAUCACCCCUGAGGAGCUCAUCAAGAAGCUGCAGUACAGAUAUGAGAAAUUUUCCCCCUUCGCCGACACAUUCAAGAAACGUGUCAGCAAGAACACGUUCUUCGUGCUGGUGAGAGUGGUGGAUGAGCUGUGCCUAGUGGAAUUGACAGAAGAGAUUUUGAAGCUGCUGAUGGAACUGGUCUUUCGCUUGGUGUGCAACGGGGAGCUCAGCCUGGCCCGUGUGCUCCGGAAGAACAUCCUGGACAAGGUGGACCAGAAGAAGUUGCUCAGGUGUGCCAACUCCGACCAGCCGCUGGCAGCCAGGGGAGUAGCAGCCAGGCCAGGAACCUUGCAUGACUUUCACAGCCAUGAAAUAGCAGAGCAGCUGACACUGCUAGAUGCUGAACUCUUUUAUAAAAUAGAGAUCCCUGAGGUCUUGCUUUGGGCAAAAGAGCAAAAUGAGGAGAAGAGCCCCAACCUGACCCAGUUCACUGAGCAUUUCAACAACAUGUCCUACUGGGUCCGGUCAAUAAUCAUGUUACAGGAAAAGGCGCAGGACAGAGAACGGCUGCUUUUGAAGUUCAUCAAGAUCAUGAAGCACUUACGGAAGCUAAAUAACUUCAACUCUUACCUGGCCAUCCUUUCUGCGCUGGACUCGGCGCCCAUCCGCAGGCUGGAGUGGCAGAAGCAGACCUCAGAGGGCCUGGCCGAGUACUGCACGUUGAUCGACAGCUCUUCCUCCUUCCGAGCCUACCGGGCUGCCCUCUCAGAAGUGGAGCCUCCCUGCAUCCCAUACCUGGGACUGAUCCUGCAGGACCUCACCUUCGUCCACCUGGGAAACCCAGACUAUAUUGACGGGAAAGUGAAUUUCUCCAAACGGUGGCAGCAGUUCAACAUUCUCGACAGCAUGCGGUGCUUCCAGCAGGCGCAUUAUGACAUCCGGAGGAACGAUGACAUUGUAAACUUCUUCAAUGACUUCAGUGACCACCUGGCUGAGGAGGCCCUAUGGGAACUCUCUCUGAAAAUCAAACCCAGGAACAUAACAAGGAGAAAAACAGACCGGGAAGAGAAAACCUAG